Molecule: messenger RNA, 1335 nt
Organism: Scedosporium apiospermum
Lineage: Eukaryota; Fungi; Ascomycota; Sordariomycetes; Microascales; Microascaceae
Exons: 4
Coding region: 1-1335 (444 amino acids)
Molecular function (GO): O-methyltransferase activity
Source: RefSeq, a predicted model, not a curated record
AUGGACUAUGCUUCCAUGACGUCCCUGGUGUCGCCGCUCCGCGAGCUGGGAAGGACUAUUCAAGCUGGCAUCGAGGAGUACAUCGCUGAGCUUGAGAAAGCUACGUCCGGGUCAAGCUCCGCCCCAAAGGGGCGGCAGAGCCCAAUCCCGCCACAUUCUGUGUUCGAGGCUCAGAAGUUCUUGAUCAAUGCUACUGGGCGGCUAAACUCUGUUUUACUAUCGCCCAAGGAACAGUUGGUUUUGCUUUCGGCCCAGCACCUCGAGGCUAGAGCGUUACACAUUAUUGCUGCCGCUGAUGUAGCCGGUAUCAUUGAGAGACAGGGUGCAGGAAGGGGGAUGAGCAUUCGAGAUCUCGCGCGAGAGACUGGAUUGGAGGAGGGAAAGUUGGGACGAUUGCUCCGACUUUUGUGCGAUUUGGGCAUUUUCAAGGAGGUCCGAGGAGAUGUCUUUGCCAAUAAUGACACGUCAGUCCUGUUGGCCAGAGAUGAGAAUUUCAAGGCCUGGGUGAUGACUUUUGGGCUUGCGAUGUUCUCUGGGGCAAACGAGUUACCAACGCAUCUCUUAAGCCCCGACGGACGGGGCCACUCGUACGACUCCAGCACGACAGCGCUGGGUCAGUGCCAUCGUUUCAAAGGAGGAGUAUUUCAGUGGAUUGGACAGAAGGUCCGAGUAGAGGAUUUGAAGCAAGGCAGGAACGGCGUUGGCGUCACUCAUGACUGGUGGUCAUCGACCCAUCCGCUGAACGGCUCAUUGAACGGCGCCGGCAACGAAAAAGACGCUGGAAUUAUGAAAGAUGUUAACCACGAUAUGGCUUCGUUGGAGAGUUUCCGCAGUGGAUACCCAGGUGUGUAUGGAACCCUUCUUCGUGACGCGAUCAAGGGUAAGGCCGAUGAUGAGCUCGUGGAAAGACCUGAAAUGAGGGUAUUCAAAAUGGCCAUGGUUGGCGCCGGAGAGCCAGGCCUGAUGGCCGAAUACGAUGACUACCCUUGGUCGUCACUUGGCGAAGCAACUGUGGUCGACGUGGGAUCUGGAGUUGGAGGAUUCUCCCUCCGCCUAUCCAAACUCGUCCCCCAACUCAAUAUUGUGUUGCAAGACCUCGCACCGCUCCUCAAAGAGGCCGAGACCGUCGUCUGGCCCAAGCAGCACCCCGAUGCCAUCUCGCAGAGGAAGGUUCGGUUCGUGCCGCAUGACUUCUUCAAGCCAAACCCAGUCAAGGGAGCUGACAUCUACUACGUGAGGAAUGUCCUCCUUGACUGGGUUGAUGCUGAUGUUGUGUGUAUUCUGGCGAAUUUGAAGGCGAGCAUGGGAACUAACAGCAGGGCGUUGAUCUCGUAA